AUGCCUCUCCAUUUGCUGGGUAAAAAGUCCUGGAACGUCUACAAUGCAGACAACAUCGCCCGCGUCCGUCGCGAUGAGGCCGCCGCAAAGGCCAAGGAGGAGGCUGAGGAGCAGCGCAUGCAGGAGAUCGAUGCUGAGCGCCGUCUAGCUAUCCUCCGCGGCGAGGUGCCACCCCCGUUGCCACCGGCUGAGGCCGAUGACUCGGAGCCCAGAGCCAGAGACCGCGACGGGGAAGGCCGUCCCAGAGAGCGGAAGAAGCGCAAGCGCGCUGGUGAAGACGACACCGACUUCGAGUUACGCGUCGCGAAAGAGCGCUCCGAUGUGGUGCAGGCAGCCAAUGACACGCUGCGUAAGUCGAUGAGCUCCGCGCCCAUCGUCGACCGCAUGGGGCACAUUGACCUAUUUGGUGAGGAGCGCAAGCAGGGCCGGCACCUCAAGAACGAAGAGGCCGAGAAGGAGGCCGCAAGGAAGAAGAAGGAGUUCGAGGACCAGUACACCAUGCGCUUCUCCAAUGCGGCAGGUAAGGACGGCCUGGGAGCUGCCUGGUACGCGAACUCUGGGUCGAGAGCGGAGCUCGCCGAGUCGGAACCACCAGGUAAAGAUGCCUUUGGAAACGAGGACCCAGGGCGGAAGAAGCGGGAUGCCGAUAGGAUCGUAGCUAGUGACCCACUGGCGAUGAUGAAAAGGGGUGCCGCCAAGGUCCGAGAGGUGAAGAAGGAGAGGCAGAAAGUCGAGGCCGAGCGGCAAAGGGAUCUCGAACAGCUUCGUAGGGAGGAGAAGCGAAAGGAGAGGCACGAAAGGGAAAAGAGGGAUCACAGAAGGCGCUCGGAGCGACAGGAGCGUGAGAGUAGCAGGGACGACAAGGAACAUCGUCAUCGCGACAGGGAAGACCGUGACCGACAUCACGGCAGGGAAAAUGGCGACAGUGAACACCGUCAACGCGACCAUCACAGAUCCACGGGCGACCGCGACAAGCAUCGUGGUGAUGAUCGUCACCGAGAUGAGAGGAGCAGCAGACAUGGCGAAGAAGGGAAAGGGCGCGAAAAGUCUCAUCACAGAGAUAGAAGCCGCGAUGAGAGGGGCCACUCAAGACACAGGGAGCGACAUGAGAAGGAUUCAGCCUCCAGACGCCGUGACGACGGUCGAAGAAGAGACGAUUCGACGGCAGGGGAUGACAGGUCGAGAGAUUACAAGAAACGAAGUGACGACUGA
Messenger RNA from Colletotrichum chrysophilum, 1212 nucleotides. RefSeq lists its product as uncharacterized. Lineage: Eukaryota; Fungi; Ascomycota; Sordariomycetes; Glomerellales; Glomerellaceae. The coding region runs from base 1 to 1212 and encodes 403 amino acids. The record is from RefSeq and is a predicted model, not a curated record. The transcript has 2 exons.